AGAAGGGUUUAAGAAGCAAGGGGGCGGCAGGUGGUAAGUAAGAGAGAAAAAGGGAGCUGAUGGGAAAUCCAAAACAGAAAUGGACAUCCGAAGAAGAAGAAGCCCUUCGUGCUGGUGUUGCCAAACACGGUGCUGGCAAAUGGAAGAACAUUCAAAGAGACCCUGAAUUCAAUCACCUCCUUUACUCUCGCUCCAAUAUUGAUCUUAAGGAUAAAUGGAGAAAUUUAAACGUUAGUGCCAAUGGACAAGGACCAAGAGAUAAAUCAAGGACCCAAAAAGUGAAGGCUAAUCCUGAUGCUGCAGCAGCUCCAUUGGUCAUCACACAGGCCCCUGUUUCUACCACUCUAGUUCCAGUUCCACAAGAUGCAUCAGCAGACACCGUCAUGGAAGAUUCUUCAAAAUGCGCAUUAGAUGGAAAAACUGCUUCGAAGUACAAUCAGAUGAUAUAUGACGCACUCUCAAGUCUAAAAGAGCCAAACGGAUCAGACACAAGCACAAUAGUUAACUUCCUUGAGCAAAGACAUGAGGUUCCCCCAAACUUCAGAAGGCUGCUGAGUUCUAGGCUGAGGAGGCUUGUUCAACAAGACAAACUUGAAAAGAUUGAGAAUUGCUACAGGAUUAAGAAAGAGGUGUUAGAAAAAACAAAGACCGCUACCCCAAAACAAAAACAUGUUGGGCCAAGGCAGUUGCCAAAUAGUCCCUAUCUUGGUGACACUGCCGAAGAAGCAGCAAUCACUGCUGCCUAUAAGGUCGCAGAAGCUGAAAAUAAAUCAUUUGUAGCCGCUGAAGCGGCCAAGGAAGCUGAGAGAGUCUCAAAGAUGGAGGAAGACAGUGAUAACUCACUGCAGGUGUAUAAGGAUAUCUUCGAGAAAUGUUCACAUGGCGAAAUUGUGCUGCUAAUGGCAUGAUAUGUCAUUUCCCCUAUUUUGUGAAGUCGGAUAUCAGCUGUUCAGAACCUCUAAAGUAGUAAUUAUUAUUCUAUUCGUAGCAACUAGUGAUAUGCAGUUUGUUAAAAUUAUGUAUUAGUGAUGACCUUUGCACAGAUCCUCGCCUCCUAUUAUGUAUUCUAUGUAACAAAAAAUAGAGAGGGAUAGAGAGAUGAUUAUAAAACUAGAGUUUUGAUGCUUGUAAAUCGUGCAGUUCUUUCUACCUGGAAAAUUCGAUAAAGAGUACUCUGCUUUUA
Molecule: messenger RNA, 1183 nt
Organism: Lycium ferocissimum
Lineage: Eukaryota; Viridiplantae; Streptophyta; Magnoliopsida; Solanales; Solanaceae
Product: telomere repeat-binding factor 4
Exons: 6
Coding region: 60-908 (282 amino acids)
Biological process (GO): nucleosome assembly
Cellular component (GO): nucleosome
Molecular function (GO): double-stranded telomeric DNA binding
Source: RefSeq, a predicted model, not a curated record